GCAGAUACAAAGAAGCAGAAAUGGAUCAAUAAACAGACUGUGUACGUAUGCACAUGCUUAUAUAUGACUGACUGGCGUAACCGAAUAUAUUCAGUUGCCACUGCCCUUUUGUAGGUGUGUGUUUGUAUUUACGACUCAAUUUACACCUGAAAAACAUGAGGUAUUUUCUGCUUUUAAGCAGUUUUUGUAUAGUGUACAUACAAGCAUUUUCGCAAGUGACAAAACAGUGUACGGUUAAUGUACCUUUUGGAUCGAGCAAUAAUUUCAGGAUGAAGGGUUGCUUGAUGAACGGGGUUUGCUGGAAAUAUGGAUCAAAAGUAAACUCAAAUAGACCUUGCUCGUAUUACAUGUGUGAAAGAAGAGGAAGGAGAUCUUUUGUGCGAUAUAUAGCAACCGGAUGUUUUAUGAAUGGUAUAUGCUAUACAGCUGGUCGGACAAUUGACGAUAAAAAUGACUGUGUUAAACAUACCUGCACUAAUUUAGGAGAUAGAAGAUAUGAGUGGGAAACCACACAUGCCGGUUGUAAGUAUAAGCAUGGGUGUUAUCCUGUUGGCUCGAAAAGGUUGACGAAGAAAACUUGUCUUGUUUUGCGUUGCAAGAUUAAUAAGAGUGUAGCCUUUCCUUCCUGGGAUAUAGAAGAAUAUGGUUGCUUAGAAGAAGGCGUUUGUCGGAGAAUCGGAUGGAAAGAAGUCAGAGAAAAGGAGUGUAUUGAAGCGGCUUGUGUAAAAAACGCACUAGGAUAUACUGAAUUUCAAAAGAAUGUCAUUGGUUGCAAAUCAAACACUGGUUGUCAGAGAAUUGGUACAAUAUGGAGGGAAGAUGAAUGUUGGCGAUUUAGAUGUGAUGGAUUAAUAAAUGGAUCUCAAACUAUCACACUACUAGACGGUUGUGUUUACAAUAACAAAUGCUAUCCUUUCGGAGUAACUCAUUUAUACGGAUGUUUCUAUCUUAGGUGUAAAAAGAUAGGUGAUUCCAGUACUCACCAUGUUGUUAAACAAUGCUAAUGUGAAAGCGUGGACGCGCCAGUGUAUUCGGACCCAGGGAUACGUAGGAAUCAAAAAACAUCAAAUUGAUAUUAGAUGUAAAAUAUACACAGAGUGCGUGAACGUGAAUAAAGACGAGGAUUGAAGUUAUGCCUAUUUCGUACAUAGAGUUACGAUUAUUAUUACUGUGAACAAUGAAUUUAGCAGUUUCAUUAUAUGUUAGACUUAAUCGUUUUAUAUACAAUGACAACCGCAAUAAUUUUCGUAGCAUGGUGUUAACUUCUUAAAGAGCCGUGCAUGGAGUUUUCAAAUGACCAAAGUGUGAGUGUACAAUGUUCAGUCAAUAACUGUAUAAGCGAAAGAUAACAACAUAUCUAACCAAUUUAUUUCUGCAGAAAACAACACACUUACCUUGAUAUUUUUAUAUUUUUAUAUAUAUGAAAAUAUUACCAAUGUUUAAUAUGCUUAAUAAAUUAUGUUGAAAAUGAA
Molecule: messenger RNA, 1472 nt
Organism: Octopus bimaculoides (California two-spot octopus)
Lineage: Eukaryota; Metazoa; Mollusca; Cephalopoda; Octopoda; Octopodidae
Source: RefSeq, a predicted model, not a curated record